CCGGGACGCCCCUCUACAAGCGGAGGGGGAGGGCAGUCAGAAGCCGCUGGGAGUCCUAGCUAGACUCGAAGCCGCCGCCGCCGCCGCGCUGAAAGCGCUUUCUAUGGAGGCGCAGGGCGCAUGGCUGGUGGUGCCAGGAUGUGGUCAACGCGGCCUUCCCAGCUCACGACCUGAAGGGUGGUUAAAGACCUUGUUUUCCACAGUGACUGAGUCUUGAGAGGAAACGGCCUUCCUGUUUGACACAGCACUUGCAGAGCGAACACAGAACUUCACAGAGGAUUUUCCAGGGAGCCAGUGACGGGACCUAGACGCUCAGGAUACCGCAGCGCCCCGAUUCGGAACCCAGAGUGGCUAUGGAUCUGGAGAAGUCCUCUGUCUGGGGAUCGUUUAAACAGAAAACCAAGCCUUUCUUGCAAAACCUGAGCAUCAAAAGGACUAAGAAAAGUUCGACCAAGUUGGUAGAGACGAGGCGGCGGCAUCGCUUAGACCGCCGGCUCAGUUCCUCGGUGCCGGACAUGCUGAACAUCGAGACGGUUGUCGAAGAAGAGACCAGCAGCUACACGCGCUCCAAGGCCUUGUCCACGUUCUUCCCAGAUGGCUUUUCUGCCACCCAAAUGCUGCUAGAAAACAGCAGCGAUGCUUCUGUCCAACAGGCCGGGGAGGAAUGGCGGUGGAGUCAGCAGACGGUGCGCUUGGAAAUUCGGGAAGCCGAGGAACCGGCCGCUUGCGAUCCUGGAUCAGAGUCGGAGCGGAAGUCCAGUGAAGUUCUCUUUGACCUGUUACACCACGGCAGCUUCAGCAGUGAGCCUACGGAAGACCCACUGGAGCUUUCGUGCGCAGGAUCCAACCUCGGCUCCUCGUGUUCCUCUCAGCUAUUUGACGAGCAAUCCGCGCUUGAGGCAGGAAGUGAGGGUUUGAGCAAAUUGCCCGGCUCAUUUGCAUACCUGCUAACGAUACAUCUGAAAGAAGGAAGAAACCUGGUCAUCCGGGAUCGCUGUGGUACGAGCGAUCCCUACGUGAAGUUCAAGCUGAAUGGGAAAACGCUCUACAAAAGCAAAGUCAUCUAUAAGAACCUGAACCCCAUCUGGGACGAGACGGUGGUGCUUCCCAUACAAGCACUUGAUCAGAAGCUUCGUGUGAAGGUAUAUGAUCGGGAUUUAACCACUUCAGACUUCAUGGGUUCAGCGGUUGUAACCUUGGGUGAACUGGAACUCAACAAGACCAGUGAGAAGAUCCUAAAACUGGAAGACCCGAACAGCUUAGAGAGUGACAUGGGGGUGAUAGUGCUGGACUUAAAGCUUGCAGUGAAGCAGGGAGACAUUAAAAGGAAUCAGAAAUGGGCAAACCUAAGAAAGCGCUCUACACCUAAGGCAAGCUUCAUCCGACCGGCCAGGCUGGUGGAUUCGCUGCAGAAGAGCCAACUGUGGAAUGCAACCGUGGCCAUUGCCUUGCUGGAAGGGAAGAAUAUCCCUGGCGGGGCCGUGACGCAGAUGUUUGUUUUGCUGAAGAUGGGGGAUGAGAAGUAUAAGAGCAAGGUAAGCAUGCAGACAGUGGUUAAGAGUGCAAAUCCACAGUGGAGGGAACCGUUUGAUUUUCACUACUUCUCUGACAGGAAGGAUGUGUUGGAGAUUGAGGUCUGGGGAAAGGAUAACAAAAAGCAUGAAGAAGUUUUGGGAAUAUGCAAAGUGGAUGUUUCUGCGCUCCCGACCCCACAGGGAAAUCGUUUGGAAUUGCCCCUGGAGAAACAGCCAGGGUCCUUGUUGAUGGUGAUCUCCGUCUCCCCCUGCUUGGGCGUUUCUAUCUCUGAUUUGUGUGUGUGCCCCUUGGGAGACCCCAAUGAGAGGAAGGAGAUUUCUCAGCGCUAUGGUAUAAGGAACUCUUUCAAGAACAUCAAGGACGUUGGCUUCUUACAAGUUAAAGUUUUGAAAGCUGUUGACCUGUUAGCUGCAGAUUUUUCAGGCAAAAGCGACCCGUUCUGUGUAUUAGAGCUAGGGAACAGCAGACUCCAGAGCUACACCGUGUACAAAAACCUCAAUCCAGAGUGGAACCAGGUCUUCACUUUCCCUGUUAAAGACAUCCAUGAUGACCUAGAAGUGACGGUAUUUGAUGAAGAUGGAGACAAGCCACCCGAUUUCCUGGGGAAAGUUGCCAUCCCCUUGCUGUCGAUUCGAAAUGGGCAGCAAAGUUGCUACAUGCUGAAGAAUAAAGAUUUGGAACUUCCUUCAAAAGGCGUGAUCCACUUGGAACUAGAUGUCUUAUUUAACCCUGUAAAAGCGAGUAUCAGGACCUUUUCUCCGCGGGAGAGGCGUUUUCUGGAAGACAACCGCAAGUUCUCGAAGAAGAUCUUAUCAAGAAAUGUUGAUCGUGUGAAAAAAAUUACCUUGGCAAUAUGGAACACCAUACAGUUCCUCCGGAGCUGCUUUCUCUGGGAGUCCCCCUCAAGAAGUGUGAUGGCCUUUGUGGUGUUUGUGGUCACGGUGUGGCAUUUUGAGCUAUACAUGUUGCCCCUUGUGCUGCUGCUGCUUUUUGCUUACAACUUCUCCCUGAUCACGCCAGAGAGAGUCACCAGUGCUCAAGACCCCCAGGACUGCAUGGAUGUUGAGGAUGAUGAAGAUGACGAAGACAAGGAAUCAGAGAAAAAGGGCUUAAUAGAAAGAAUCCACAUGGUCCAGGAUAUUGUUAUAACGGUCCAAAAUCUCUUGGAAGAAAUCGCAUCUUUUGCAGAGAGGAUAAAAAAUACAUUGAACUGGACCGUUCCUUUCCUCUCUGGCCUGGCCUGCUUAGUUCUUGCAGUGGCAACAGUGAUUCUGUAUUACAUUCCCCUACGGUACAUCAUUCUAAUCUGGGGCAUAAAUAAAUUUACUAAGAAGCUUAGGAACCCCUAUGCCAUUGACAAUAACGAGUUGCUGGAUUUCCUCUCCAGGGUGCCUUCUGAUGUCCAAAGGGUGCAGCACACCGAAUUGAAACCAUCCAGCGGCUCGACUCCCAUUAGGAAGAAGCGGAGCACUCAGUAGGAUCUGGGGCUUGGAAUGUGGCAUCCCUACGCCACCUUUGGAUUAGAUCAGUGCUGUGGUCACUGCCUCGCGUCCCGGAUGUUUCGUCUGGAAGACAUACAUGGAUUUUUUUUUCCUUUUAAAAAUUAAUAUGAAACCUAUCCUGUGUGCCUGGCUGACUCCUUCCCCCACUCCAAAGCACAUCAGUUUUGCUCUUGCAAGAACAGAGCUGGAACCCGGAGCCAGAAGAGCUUUCAGCUUGCAUUUGGCCUGCAGCAGACCAUAUGGGGGAUCGCCUCUUGUUUGGAGAGGGGACCAACUAGGUUUGCGUUACACAGCAGAUCACCAAAGCUGACGUGAGACAUCCUGAACUUGCUUGCUUUCUACAUAUCCGGCAGAUCUGCCUCGAGAUAUAAAGGGUGAUCCUUUGUCCAAAUCACCAGGCGUAGAUGGUUUUAAGCCCUGGAUUAAGUAGCGUUUUAAUACCUGUCUUCUACUUAAAGGCAUACAAUUUUGUGAUGUGAUAUAAUUACAGGAGGUGGUGAAUAUGCUCGUCUUUUCUCAAUCUUUUCUAUUUCACCAAGCAGUUGUGGUGGACAUAUUCUUUACCUGCAGCUGAGAACUGCUCGAUGUCCGAGUCACUGCCCUCAGAGGAGUCUAUUGCUGGCAAUAGGCACCCCCCUCGCUGCUAAUCAAGAGGAAAAUGAGAACUGAAAUUCCCCACUGACCCCAUGGAUGUUAGAUUUCCAAUUUGCCUUCUGAAAUUCCGUCUUCUCGGACUCUUCAUUGAGGAUGCCAACACUACAUAUGCAAAACACUUUGUAUCGCUGCCUUAGAUGUGAAACGUUGAAAGGACAUGUUAAAAUGACAUGCUGCUUGUGAUGCUUAAAUCGGCAAUUGCAAUGUUGGAGGAGAGCUGAUGGGGAGGAGAGCUGGUCAUGCAGCAGCAAGCAUGAAGGGUCCCCUUUGCUAAGCAGGGUCUGCCCUAGUUUGCAUUUGGAUGGGUGAUUACAUGUGAGCCCUGCAAGAUAUUCCCCUUAGGGGAUGGGGCCGAUCUCUGUGGAAAAGCAUCUGCUUGCAUGAUGGUUCACUCCUUGGCAGGAUCUCCAGGUAGGGCUGGCGAAGGCUCCUUGGAGUCACUGCCAGUCAGUGUAGACAAUACUGUGCUAGAUGGACCAAGGGUCUGACUCGGUAUGAAGCAGCAUCCUUUGUCCCUGUGAUUCAAUUCGCAGACAUUCCAUCUUACGAGGAAAGGGAAGGGGCGCAGCUCUUAAAACAUAAAUUCCAACUCUGGCGAUGGAUAACGGAAAAGUCACCCAUCCUUUUGCUUGUGAACUUCCCAAUGGUCUCUGGUUGGGAGACGCUAGAAGUGGAUUCUCGGACUGCCUGAAAUAGGCAACGCCUUACAUAGAAGCAUCAGUUAAAGUGGCAUGAUUUGGAAGUGAUGACUGGUUAUAUAGGAAGCUGCCUUCUGCCGAGUCAGAGCCUUGGUCCACCUAGCUCAGUAUUGUCCACACUGACUGGCAGCAGCUCUCCCAAGGUUAGAGGCAGGAGUCUAUCCCUGCCCAGCCCUACCUGGAGAUGCUGCCAGGGAGUGAACCUGGGACCUUCUGCACACAGAGCUGAUGUUCUACCACUGAGCGAUGGCCUCAUCCCCAAGGACAUAGGAAGCUGCUACCUACUGAGUCAGAACUUUGGUCUAUCUGCCUCUGCACUGACUGGCAGCAGAUUCCCAAGGUUUCAGGCAGGAGUCUUUCCCAGUCUACUGAGCUGCAGCCCCAUCCUCUAAAUGGAUAUCUUCUAGAAGACAGCACUUCUAUGUCGUCACCCAUCCAAAUGCAAUGCAAAAGGGACCCUGGGACUGUUCAGGCUGGUUAGCACGGGCUCAGCUCUCCUCCGUGCAAGGCAUUCUUCGGUUCUUAAGUUCCUAUGAAACAGCGCAAGGAAGCAAGUGGAGGAACAUCCCACUCAGAGAGCACGAGAGAGAAUAUCAGGACAGCUCUGGGGACCAGACCAUCAACGCCUUCCAUAGAAGCAUCAGUUAAAGUGGCAUGAUUUGGAAGUGAUGCAUUGGAGGAUCUCGAUGCAUUAACCCCACAGCUCCCACAUGCAUGUCCGAGAGCAGGUUUUUCUCCAGUGGGUGACACAUCUGGGAGAUGAGACCCCCCACCCAGAUCCUGCUAGAUCUGUGCAUGCAUGGCGGGAAAAGCCCACCAUGGGAACCUCGUAGCUGGCAACUUGCUGUCAAAUCCACUUGCUUUCCGUUGGACAAAUUAAGAGAACAUUUUAAGCAGCUUUCUAGAACGACUCGUAGAUUUGGUUUUAUGGGAGAUUGUAAUUUUAUAAAGAUGUUUUUGAAGAUGCAAUAAAGAUUACUUGGAACAUAUUUUAUUUUAAAGGAAA
Molecule: messenger RNA, 5396 nt
Organism: Hemicordylus capensis (graceful crag lizard)
Lineage: Eukaryota; Metazoa; Chordata; Lepidosauria; Squamata; Cordylidae
Gene: MCTP2
Product: multiple C2 and transmembrane domain containing 2
Exons: 24
Coding region: 354-3014 (886 amino acids)
Biological process (GO): regulation of neurotransmitter secretion
Cellular component (GO): synaptic vesicle membrane
Molecular function (GO): calcium ion binding
Source: RefSeq, a predicted model, not a curated record